UGUUUGACAGGUUCCUGCCACUAUUCAUCAGUAUCUAAGAGACUACCAGUGUGAGGGGAUUAAAUUUCUGUACAGUCAUUACAAGAACAAUAGUGGAGCCAUUUUGGGUGAUGACAUGGGACUUGGAAAAACUAUACAGGUGAUUGGUUUAAUAUGCGCAAUUUUAGGAAAGACUGGAACAAGGGAAGACUGUCAAAGAAAAAUGCCUAAAUUUCUACAGAAGGACAUUGAAAAAGACGACAGCGGAUUAAAGAGUGUUUUUCUGAUUGCCACGCCAAAGACUGUACUUUAUAAUUGGCUGGAUGAAUUCAAAACAUGGUCUUACUGUAAUGUGGAAAAAUAUCAUGGAAAAGACAGGGAAGCAACACUGAUCAAAGCGAUGAAAGGCAAGCUAGAUGUAAUCCUUACAACUCAUGAAACUUUGAGAGUCAGUGUGGAUGAUCUGAACAGAGUGAAUUGGUCAGCUGUAUUUGUUGAUGAAGUCCAUAAAAUUAAGGAACCAAUGGCCAAGGUAACACAAGCCUUCAAAACACUAAGAACCAAACGUAGAUAUGGAUUAACUGGAACCAUUUUACAAAAUAACAUGUUGGAAUUAUGGUGUGUUCUUGACUGGGCUAAUCCUGGCUGCCUUGGUGCCUAUGUUGAUUUUGAUGCAGAGUUUCAAAAUACAAUCGUGAGGGGACAAAGAUUUGAUGCCAGCAAACGAGAACUAGCAGAUGCCAGAAAAAAAAGCAAUAAAUUUUCCAAAUUAAGAGAUAAAUGGAUGAUUAGAAGAACCAAAAAGUUAAUUGCUGACCAGCUUCCAAAAAAAGAUGAGAAAGUAGUGUUCUGUAAUUUAUCUGACUUUCAAACUACUGUUUACAAAGAAGUUCUCGCAUCUGAUGAUGUUCAGCUGAUACUGAGACAGAAGGAAGACUGUGACUGCGGUAGGUUUAGAACUCGAGGGCGCUGUUGUUACAAGACUAAUGCUGAUGGGGUUGAAAUAAAAAGUUUGACUUUUACCUACAAAGCGUUCUUAACCAAAGUAGCCAAUCAUGUCGCAUUGUUGAUACCUCAUGAAGACCAGAGUGCAAAUCAAGUCAAGAUAGCCAAGAAGAUUUGCGAGAGAGCAUUUAAAAAAUAUCCACAAUUUGUACAUCUAACACAAAGUGCUGCAUUCACUACUUUAACUAACACUAUGUAUUGUGGAAAGAUGAAGAUUCUUGAGAAGCUGUUACAUCGUUUCAGAGAAGAAGGCAGCAAGAUUCUACUCUUUUCCUACUAUACAAAG
Messenger RNA from Saccoglossus kowalevskii, 1270 nucleotides. Its product is annotated as DNA excision repair protein ERCC-6-like 2. The record is from RefSeq and is a predicted model, not a curated record. Gene Ontology annotation, molecular function: RNA binding; ATP binding. Gene Ontology annotation, cellular component: nucleus; cytoplasm. Lineage: Eukaryota; Metazoa; Hemichordata; Enteropneusta; Harrimaniidae. Gene Ontology annotation, biological process: mRNA processing.